Podospora bellae-mahoneyi is the source of this 432-nucleotide messenger RNA. RefSeq lists its product as uncharacterized. Bases 1 to 432 code for a protein of 143 amino acids. The record is from RefSeq and is a predicted model, not a curated record. The transcript is spliced from 3 exons. Lineage: Eukaryota; Fungi; Ascomycota; Sordariomycetes; Sordariales; Podosporaceae.
AUGGCCUCCCUUAUGUCGAGAUCCAUGAGGUGGAUUUCCCCAAAUGGGAUACUGGCUAGAACAGAGGAUACUCGGCACAAUCCGAUGCUCGGCCUAGGACGUACAAAGCAGCUGGAACGCUCGAGGCUUGCCCUGCGUGAGGCCUUUUGGAACAUCCAUGCCUCGGAUUUUGCGGACCGAUCGCCUCGCAGCUUCGAGACUACCGACGGCUCUAACUGUGGACGUGGAGUUCACGGAUCUCAGAUGAAUCCCGCUGAAGAUGGUGUUGACGAUGAUCAUUUCGAUCUCUGGAAAAGGCACAGUAGAACUACCAAGCGGACCCUGGAGAAGAAGGUGAAGAAGAACAAGAAGAAGAAGCCUCCGGUCAUGGAAUUCCUUCAAAUGACGCUUGUCCCAAGAGAGGUCUCUAUCAUUGAUAAAAACCGUGCAUAG